Anoplopoma fimbria (sablefish) is the source of this 1809-nucleotide messenger RNA. RefSeq lists its product as uncharacterized. Bases 144 to 1601 code for a protein of 485 amino acids. Gene Ontology annotation, molecular function: RNA polymerase II cis-regulatory region sequence-specific DNA binding; DNA-binding transcription factor activity, RNA polymerase II-specific. Gene Ontology annotation, biological process: regulation of transcription by RNA polymerase II. The transcript has 4 exons. NCBI's taxonomy places the organism in Eukaryota, Metazoa, Chordata, Actinopteri, Perciformes, Anoplopomatidae. The record is from RefSeq and is a predicted model, not a curated record.
AUGCGCCAGCUAGAGACACGCCUCUUCUUUCUGCAAGCCAUGUGGUUGCAGUUGAUAAAUAAAGAUCUCAGCUGAUUAUUUUAGGUCUAUUUUACUCGUUUUUGUGUUCAAACGCUGACUUUUGCACAGUCGGAGCAGCCAAUAUGUCAGCGGGCGUCGUGAACCUCCAGGCGCAGGUGGAGUCGGUGCUCGGAGCGCUGGUCAAAGCCGCCUCGGUGGAGUUAACCAAACUGUUCGAGAGCGGAUACCGAGCAUCGGCGCGCGAUGUUGAUGUGGGCCGCACGGAGGACAAACGGCAAACUGUCACACCCGAUAGUUUAUCCACUGGUGACACAACACGCAGCAUCGGUGUGCAAGUGGACGAGGACAUGUAUCAGCCGUUGGAGCUAUCUGGCCCCCCUGUCUUCUCGGAUGGGGAUUGUUUGAGGGAGGACAGUGUGGAGGUGGUGGAGGGGUGUCUCGCUCCAUCAGAAAUCCUCCUGGCUGAAGAUAAUGGCCAAAUUGACCCCGAGUUGUCACCGCUGAAGGAACAGCAGAUUGUGGCAGAGACUGUAGAUAUGGUGGAGUUGAGCGGGUUUGAAGCAGAGUCUCCAACUGAAAGGGAUCCUCAAACAGAAGUCGUUUUGCAUGUCUCUGCAGAGACAUGGACAUUAAGACACGGUCCCACUCAAAGCUCUCCAGCUAAACAGAAGCCUCUCCUGAUCCAACCAGAUACACACAAUAUCAUUUCUGGGGAGAAAGUUAAGUUUGUCUGCCCGUUGAUCCUCAAACCAGAGUCUCCAGCCCCUAAACCUGACAAUCCAGAGAAUACUGUUAAACCCGAGCCUCAGCAAGUCUGCGUCAGCACGGCCAAGGGCACUGCCUACAGUCCCUCAUUGUCUGAUGGAGCAGUGACUCCCGCUCCGGUUGGGGUUUGGGAACGGAUCCAAGUGCCAAAGGAGACAAAGCAUAACCUCCACAUGAAACUGAAACUGACUUCUCCGGACCAAAAGCUGACGCGUGCCUGUGCAGUACAACUGGUGGACUUUCUCAUGGUGCCUGAGUCAGAGAUGAACCCUCAGGACGCUGCUGCUAAAGGUCAUCAUGCUAACCACAAAACUGGUUGGCCUCUGCCCAAAGACCUCCGCCGCCACCAAGGUCUUCACACCGGCCACCGCCUCUGUUGCUUCACCCCCUGUGAAAACGGCGUUUGGCGGCUUCAGAAAGUGGUCACCCACUCACGCGAUGGAUACCCGUGCAGCAUCUGUGGGAAGACGUUCAAGCGGAGGAAGAUUCUCCGGCGGCACGAGCGCUUUCACUCAGGAGAAAAGCCCUACCCGUGCUCAUCAUGCUCCAAGUCGUUUGCACUGAGGAAGAGUCUCCGUCGCCACCUGAGGUUCCACACGGGGCAGAGGCCGCACACCUGCACGCACUGCGGCAAAAGCUUCCGUCUGCGAGAAAAUCUGAAAACACACCUGAGGUUUCACACUGGGGAGAAGCCUUUCAACUGCGCCACUUGUGGCAAGAUGUUCAGGAUCGUAAAGAAUCUGGAGCAACACAAACAGAGCCAGUGUGGAUUCUUUGUUCAUUCAUUCAGGACAAUUGCUGGCUUGAAGCAGUAGAAUAACAGCAGGUGGUUGUGGUGGUUGUGGUGGUUGAACCACUUUUUUUUUACCUCAGACUGAAAACACUGUAUUGCUUUCAUGACUGUCAUGUAACGUUUAGAUUUUUUUUAAAAAGUCAAAGCAAUGAGAGAAAAAGAGAUUGUAAUCCAGAUUGAUUCCAGAAAAGUUAUAUUUUUAAUGACCAAUAAAAGGGGAUUAUUUGUGA